GCGUAUCCUCUCUCUCUAUAUGUACAUACCCACACAACAAACGGCUUCGAGUAAAUGCCAAUCUCACCUCAACUUCAACGCAACUGAAACUGCUAUUCACAGUUUAAAUUGAAGAAGCAAAAAUUAAAUUGAAAAAAAGGAUAGGAAACUAACAAAAAAAAAGGGGUUUAAACAGCUAACAAAAACGUGGAAAGCUGAAGGAAGAAGGAAGAAGAAACACCAGAAGAAGAAGAAGAAGAGAAAGAAAGGAAGAAAAUUUUCGUUUUAAGACUUCUCUCUUCACUUUCCUGUAUGUCUGUGACUCUGACUGUUUUGCAGAGUAAUUGAAAAGACGUUGCCUUUAUCUCGGAGAAAAGAUUAUUUCUUUUUUCUGUGUUUUCAAUUCAAUAACCUGAUGGUGUUGGAUCUGUUGGAUUGAUUUCUGUUCAGUUUGCAUAUACAGAUUUCGGAUUUUUGGGAUAGUCUGCAGAUUAAAGGCAGACUUGGAUGAAUGUUUGAAGGUUUAGGGCUAUUUCAAGUUAGAGAUGUCUCACACCAUGGAAAGGUUUUUAUCUGCAGUAGCCUCCUCCAUGGAAAAUCAAGUGGCAGGGCAAUCAGUGAUUGGCACAAUCAAAAUUGCCGUAUUACCCGUAGCAAAAGUUUUCACAAUGUGCUUUUUGGGUUUCCUUAUGGCCUCCAAGCAUGUUAACAUAUUGCCUGCCAGUGGAAGAAAACUCCUUAAUGGGUUGGUUUUUUCGCUUUUGCUUCCUUGUUUGAUAUUUUCUCAGCUUGGGCAAGCUGUUACUUUAAAGAAAAUGAUGGAGUGGUGGUUUAUUCCUGUAAAUGUUGUUCUGGCUGCCACAUCAGGCUCAUUAAUAGGGUUUCUUGUUGCAUAUAUUGUCCGCCCCCCGUACCCAUUUUUCAAGUUCUCAAUCAUACAAAUUGGCAUUGGGAACAUUGGGAAUGUGCCACUUGUCCUGAUUGCAGCACUGUGUAGAGAUAAAUCCAACCCUUUCGGUGACUCAGAAAAAUGUAGUGUUGAUGGGACUGCCUAUAUCUCAUUUGGCCAGUGGGUUGGCGCUAUCAUCCUAUACACAUACGUAUUUCAUAUGUUGGCACCUCCUCCUGAAGGUUCCUUUGACAUUGAGGAUGGGACUCUUCCAAUCAAGAAUCCCCCAAAAGAUGCUUCUCCUCAGCAAGUUCCACUGCUUGCCCCGGAGGAGGAGGUACCAGUAGAUUCAAAUGUUUCAAAGGAAGGAAAGAUUAAAAAAAUUCUAGUUUUCCUAUAUGAAAAAGUUGAAGCUCCACUACUUUCACCUCCAAUUACUUUGCUUCCUAUUUUAGCCAUGUUCCUUGGUGCAGUACCAUUUUUGAAGAAAUUGAUCUUUGCAACUGACGCCCCACUUUACUUUUUCACUGACAGUUGCAAUAUUCUUGGGGAGGCUAUGGUUCCAUGCAUUUUGUUAGCAUUGGGAGGCAAUCUUGUUGAUGGACCAGGAAGUUCUAAGCUCGGUUUACGGACAACUGCAGCUAUUAUUUUUGGUCGAUUAGUUUUGGUGCCUCCGGUUGGACUCGGCAUUGUUCUGUUGGCUGAUAAGCUUGGCUUCCUCCCUCCUGGUGAUAAAAUGUUCCGGUUUGUCUUACUUCUUCAGCAUACAAUGCCUACAUCCAUCCUUUCAGGUGCUGUCGCGAAUCUCAGAGGCUGUGGCAGAGAGGCUGCUGCUGUCUUGUUCUGGGUUCAUAUAUUUGCCAUUUUCUCAAUGGCUGCAUGGGUUGUUGUUUAUCUCAACAUACUCUUCUAAGCAAGAAAAGUGCAGCAAUCUGUCAUCGGUAUAGACCUCGACUCUUCAUUGUGAUGUAUUUCAUAUUUUAGUGUUGAUAGCCAAGUAGGAUAGCAAAAAUUUCAAAAUUUCAUGGGAAGAGAAUUGUCAAUUUUAGUUAUCAGACAAAUUUCAAGAAUUUGUAUCUGCUUCUAUAUUAAUUCAAUUGUUUUCUAUUUAUGACCUUAUAGAUUGGUCAAUUCAAUGGGGUUUCUGCAGUAACCCGUUUCCUGAA
This is a messenger RNA of Jatropha curcas, 2034 nucleotides long. RefSeq names its product Auxin efflux carrier family protein. NCBI's taxonomy places the organism in Eukaryota, Viridiplantae, Streptophyta, Magnoliopsida, Malpighiales, Euphorbiaceae. Gene Ontology annotation, biological process: endoplasmic reticulum to cytosol auxin transport. The record is from RefSeq and is a predicted model, not a curated record. Gene Ontology annotation, cellular component: membrane.